UUGGUCAUGAAAAUGUUGUGAUUUGUUUCAAAUCAAACAAAUUUAAUAAUUUUAUUAGAAAAAUUCACCCAUUACUUUUAUUUGGUAAUAAAAUAUAACCCAUAACCCAUUACAAAGAAAAACGAAGAUAAAAGACAUAAGUGAUGUUUGGAGUGAAAAUUUAUUGUUCCCCAGAAGAAAAAGAAGAAGAGCGGUGAAGAAGAAGAAGAAAGUUGGAGAGAGUGAGAGAAGAUGUUGUUUCAGGUGGGAGGCCAAGGGACUCGUCCCACCUUCUUUGAGAUGGCGGCUGCUCAGCAGCUCCCCGCCAGUCUCCGCGCCGCUCUCACCUAUUCCAUUGGCGUAUUGGCUUUGAGAAGACCGUUCCUCCAUAAGGUUUUGGACUAUGAAGACGAAUUUUUUGCAUUGCUUAUGCUAAUUCUUGAAACUCAUAGCUUACGAACUACAGAUGCUUCUUUUUCUGAAUCAUUAUAUGGGUUACGAAGGAGAGCUGUAAAUAUAAAAGUAAAGAGGGAUGAUGCUCAUGCGAGCUCAGGUGGUGAGAUCCAUCAUUCUGGAUUACAAAAGCGCCAAAGAGUUCUUUCAGUUGUAGUUCUGGUUGUGCUACCGUAUUUUAAGUCAAAGUUGCAUUCGAUCUACAAUAAAGAAAGGGAAGCCAGGCUUCAAGCAAGUUUAUGGGGAGAUGGGGAUGAAAGAUUUGACGAUGUUGACAUAAUUGAUACCGAAGAGAGUUCUCUUAUUUCAAGAGGAAGCUCUGAUGCAGAUGCAUCAGUUAGGACACGUCUUGCAAAGAGGAUUCAGAAAAUUGUAGGUGCUUGCUACCCAUGGUUACAUGCUAGUAGUGAAGGGUUAUCAUUUGCUUAUCAGCUGUUAUAUUUGUUGGAUGCUACCGGGUUCUAUUCCUUAGGAUUACAUGCACUUGGGAUUCAUGUCUGCCGAGCUACUGGCCAAGAGCUGAUGGAUACUUCAUCUAGAAUUUCAAAGAUAAGAAGUCGUGAACGUGAGAGACUCCGUGGCCCUCCAUGGUUAAAGGCAGUACAAGGAGUGUUGCUCAGCUGUACAUACACAGUGCUUGAUUAUGCACAGACUGGGUUGAUUGCAGCAGUGUUCUUUUUUAAAAUGAUGGAAUGGUGGUACCAGUCUGCUGAGGAAAGAAUGUCAGCUCCAACUGUAUAUCCCCCACCCCCACCUCCUCCUCCCCCGCAGGUUGCCAAAGAGGGCAUUCCACUGCCACCGGACAGAACACUUUGUCCUUUAUGUUCACAGAAGCGUGGGAAUCCUUCUGUAGUUACAGUUUCAGGGUUUGUCUUCUGCUAUGCCUGCAUAUUCAAGUAUGUUUCUCAGUAUAAGCGCUGCCCGGUAACUUUGAUGCCUGCCACUGUUGACCAGAUUCGGAGGCUCUUUCAUGAUAUGUAGAAAAUCAACAGAGAAUGCUGGAAAGCCUCAAGAUAAUCACAUAAAUGCUAGAAUCAAUUUCUUUUGUACUAAUAUUACGCUAGAAUUUAAGUUAAAUUAGUUAAAAAUUUUGUAUCCUUUCCUGGCUAGAGAAAAAUAAAUUAUUUUUAUUUUUGAUGUUACCUAGAAUUUAACUUAAAAAAAAAAAAUAAUAAUUGUAUCUUUUCCUGGCUAGAGAAAAUAAAUUAUUUUUAUCUUUGA
This is a messenger RNA of Ziziphus jujuba (common jujube), 1653 nucleotides long. Its product is annotated as peroxisome biogenesis protein 12. The record is from RefSeq and is a predicted model, not a curated record. Gene Ontology annotation, biological process: protein monoubiquitination; protein import into peroxisome matrix. The transcript is spliced from 10 exons. Gene Ontology annotation, molecular function: ubiquitin-protein transferase activity; protein binding; zinc ion binding. Gene Ontology annotation, cellular component: peroxisomal importomer complex; peroxisomal membrane. NCBI's taxonomy places the organism in Eukaryota, Viridiplantae, Streptophyta, Magnoliopsida, Rosales, Rhamnaceae. Bases 232 to 1413 code for a protein of 393 amino acids.